CAGGCGUUACUCCUCAGUCUAUCGUGGUUGCCCAGAAAGGCAAUGCCAUGCCGCGAGGACCAAUAUCGCCGCCAUGAGCUCAGGCAAUGCGAUAACAAACAAGGUAGAGGAUAAUUGUGCUCAUGUCUGCAUACAACUAGUGUCGAUAUAUGUGUAUACUGCUGUUAUAGUCGCUCGUGCCGGGUCCUACCACGUACAUGAACCAUCUUAUCAGCUCUACAUACUAGUCUGCCUUGCUAUCGAUAGAAGACAGCGCACAAUGCUGCUCCCUAGUUCUCUUCUGCAGAAGCCUUUGCUGCUGCCAGCAUGCUUACUUUUCUUGGCAACUAUUACUGUUGCUCUGUAUACACUAUUGCGACGAAAGCAGCAAAAGCUGAACUAUACACCACCCGCUUCGCCAACUCCUGAAAAACGAUCAAUAACGAAACAUAAAAGGAUCAACCCGCCACGCCAACCCGGCCAGUGGAUCCCUAGUGAUUUCAAGUUCCCAACCCCGUCUCCAUAUCCAGAAUGGUACCUCGGUUCCACCAAACCGCUGCCGUAUCGCGCAUUCAGAUACGGCCCAAAGUACAACGUUACGAUGGGCCUGCGGUCCAUACCUUACGACGAUUGGAUUCAGCUGGACAACCACUAUCCCAAAUACCACGCAGACAAGGCUGAACGCAUUCGAGAAAGAGGUAGCAAAUGUUUUGCAACCGCACCAGAGGCACACCCAGCGGCCAUGGAGUUCCUGCAGGAACUAAUUGACUAUUUGCCGGCACGUUAUCCCACAAUGUUUAAACGCACAGAGAACGGCAUUGAAAACUUGUGGUCCGGAGAAUUUUUCAACAUCACGGAGCGACCCUUGAAGGAGGAUCCAAUGUGCAUCGCGGGUCGACUGGUUCAAGACGACCUUGCGCUAAUGAUAGAAAGGCCCGACGGCGAAUACUACCUUCUUGCUGGAUGUAUUCUUUUAGCAGGAUUCUGGAGAUUGGAAGACAAGUUUGGCAUGCGAAUGUCGGAUAUCCACACCUCGGGCGAUGUUCCCCAGUUCAAGGAGAAACUUGAAUCUAGCAUGAUGAAGUUCUUUUCCAGGCUGCACUGCGAGGAGCUUUACGCUCGCAACAACUACUUCAUCCAAGUGGAUGACUCGCUUGCGUGGUCUUGGAGUAUUGGCGGCGAAGAUUCUCCUGGGCUGAGCUGGCAAACCGCAGAGAAGAACCGCGCCAUUGAACAUCAUUGGUUCCGAUCUGAACGACAAUCUCUAAGAAGACUUCCAAAGACAGGGGCGAUUGUGUUCACCGUCAGAACGUACUUUCAUCCUAUCACUGAGAUUGCCCAGGAAGACUACGUGCCUGGCCGACUUGCGAGUGCCAUACGCAGCUGGGGAGAUGAUGUUAGUCGGUACAAGGGCAAGGAAAGAUAUGAAGAGGUUUUGUUGGAAUACCUGGAUAAGGAACAUGAGAAGCAAGUCGAAAGAGGGCUGAAUUUGGAUCAUGAGAACGAAACUCAUCAAUACCCUUGGUGAAUGCGAGUUCUUUUAGAAUAUGUCAUUUUAGAAUUCCCAUAGCAGCUUCACCGCUUUUAUAAAUUCAAUUUUUGAUCGG
Truncatella angustata is the source of this 1586-nucleotide messenger RNA. RefSeq lists its product as uncharacterized. Lineage: Eukaryota; Fungi; Ascomycota; Sordariomycetes; Amphisphaeriales; Sporocadaceae. The transcript has a single exon. The record is from RefSeq and is a predicted model, not a curated record. Bases 74 to 1507 code for a protein of 477 amino acids.